This is a messenger RNA of Notechis scutatus (mainland tiger snake), 945 nucleotides long. RefSeq names its product olfactory receptor 10AG1-like. Gene Ontology annotation, molecular function: olfactory receptor activity; G protein-coupled receptor activity. Gene Ontology annotation, biological process: G protein-coupled receptor signaling pathway. Lineage: Eukaryota; Metazoa; Chordata; Lepidosauria; Squamata; Elapidae. Gene Ontology annotation, cellular component: membrane. The record is from RefSeq and is a predicted model, not a curated record.
AUGAAAAAAGACAACCAAUCCUGUUUGGAUGAGAUCGAUCUUCUAGGCUUCUCUGAUUUCCAGUCCAUGCGAGAGCUUCUCUUUUGCCUGGUUCUAAUGUUCUAUCUCAUGACUUUGAUGGGAAACAGUCUGAUUUUGAUCCUCAUCAUUCUCAAUCCUACCCUUCACACCCCAAUGUACUUCUUCCUCUGGAACUUGUCCUUUUUGGAAAUUGGCUACACCUCCACCAUCAGCCCAAAGAUGUUAAUGAUUCUGGUCUCAGAAAACCAGACUAUAUCCUUCUGGGGCUGUGGUUGUCAAAUGUGUUUCUUUAUUCUCUUUGGUCUUGCUGAAUGUUGUCUUCUUUGUGUCAUGUCGUAUGACCGCUAUGUUGCCAUUUGCAAACCCUUGCAAUACCCAUGUAUUAUGAAAUACAGGAAAUGUGCUAUGUUUGCUGCUGUAUCAUGGGCCAUUGGUGUUUUUGUGAGUUUGGGACAAUCUGUUUCUAUCUUCACCCUUCCCUUCUGUGGAUCAAAUAGAAUCAACUAUUUCUUCUGUGACAUUAAGCAUGUUCUAAAAUUGGCUUCCACUGAUACCUAUAAGGAUGAAUUGGCCAUUGCCAUACUAAUAACUCUAAUUAUCUUGACACCCCUUUUGUUCAUCCUUUUUUCCUACAUCCUCAUCAUCCCCACUAUUCUCAACAUGCCUGGGGCCAAAAACAGAAGCAAAGCAUUUUCCACUUGUUCCUCACAUCUCACCGUAGUCUGCAUUUUCUAUGGAACUGCAAUUGUUACCUACAUUCGUCCCAACUCAGAAUACUCCAUGAACAGAAGCAGAUUCCUUGGCCUGCUCUAUACAGUGGUGACCCCAAGCCUGAAUCCCCUCAUUUAUAGCUUAAGGAAUAAAGAGAUAAAAGCUGCUUUCAAGAAAUUUGUAGCAAGGAGGCAGGCCUCUUUUAUGGGAUAA